UGUGUUUCUGUCAGAAGAAGAGAAGGAAAAAAACGAGAAGGAGAAAAGAAGAAGGAGGAGGAGGAGGAUAAAGAAGAUAAGACUGGAUUACUACACUCUUGGACACGCACACUCACACGCACAGUCUGUGGACUAACCGGGCCUGUAGAUGUUGGAGCGGAACCAGCGGGACCAUGUGUGCGUCGUGGCCGAGCGGUGCACUGCCGCUGCCGCUGCUGCUGCUGCUGGGCACGCUGCUGUGCGCAGGUCUGGGUCAUGGCGAUGUGGACACCCGGGAGUGUCUCUACUACAACGUGAACUAUGAGAUGGAGAAGACGAACCAGAGCGGAGUGGAGCGAUGCGAGGAGGAGACGGACAAACGAUCACACUGCUACGCCUCCUGGAGGAACAACUCCGGAAGCAUCGAGCUGGUGAAGAAGGGCUGCUGGCUGGACGACUUCAACUGCUACGACCGAGUGGAGUGCGUGGCCAAGGAGGAAAGUCCACAGAUAUUCUUCUGCUGCUGUGAAGGAAACUUCUGUAACGAGAAGUUCACUCACCUGCCUGACGCCAGCGCUCCACUGAUGAAGGCACCGCCCCCUAGUGUUGGUGUGUUGAACCUGAUGAUUUACUGCCUGCUGCCUGUCACCGUGUUCUCCGUAACUCUGCUCACCGCUGUGUGGAUGUACCGCCACCGGAAACCACCGUACGGACAUGUUGACAUUAUUGAGGACCCCGGGCCUCCCCCUGCCUCCCCAUUGCUGGGUCUCAAGCCCCUGCAGUUGCUGGAGGUAAAAGCCAGGGGGCGCUUUGGGUGCGUCUGGAAGGGCCAGAUGUUGAACGAACAUGUAGCUGUGAAGAUUUUCCCCAUACAGAACAAGGAGUCAUGGGAGAACGAGGGAGAAAUUCUGAGCGCAACAGGAAUGAGACAUGAAAACAUCCUGAAGUUUGUCGCUGCUGAGAAACGAGGGAGUCACCUGGAGGCGGAGCUCUGGCUCAUCACCGAGUUCCACGAAAGGGGCUCACUGUGUGACUUCCUGAAAGGAAACAUCAUCAGCUGGAAUGAACUGUGUCAUGUGGCCGAGUCCAUGGCCAGGGGUCUGUCCUACCUUCACGAAGACGUCCCUCUCCUCAAACCUGCCAUCGCCCACAGGGACUUUAAAAGUAAGAACAUCAUGUUGAAGUUAGACUUAACCGCUGUGAUCGGAGACUUUGGACUCGCUGUUCCCUUUGAGGCAGGAAAACCACCUGGAGAGACGCAUGGACAGGUGGGCACUCGUCGUUACAUGGCUCCAGAGGUUCUAGAAGGAGCCAUAAACUUCCAGCGUGAUGCUUUUCUGAGAAUCGACAUGUACGCACUGGGUCUGGUUCUGUGGGAGCUGGUGUCGCGCUGCAAAGCUGCAGAUGGUCCGGUGUGUGAGUACCUGCUGCCCUUUGAAGACGAGGUCGGUCACCAUCCGUCCCUGGAGGACCUGCAGGAGGUCGUUGUCCAUAAGAAGAUGAGGCCGCUCUUCAAAGACGUGUGGCUCAAACACUGCGGUCUGGCUCAGGUGUGCGAAACAGCAGAGGAAUGCUGGGAUCACGACGCUGAAGCUCGUCUGUCAGCAGGCUGUGUCGAGGAGAGGAUCUCUCAGAUCCGCCGCCUCCCCGCCACCAUCACUAACAGCACCGCGGCGGCCCCGCCUACCUCUGACCAGCGCACUCUGCUGGUGACCAACUUGGACCUGCAGCCCAAAGAGUCCAGUUUAUGAAAACACAUCCGAAAAAACUUAAUUUUUUAAUUUUUAAUGUUUUUUUUUUUUUUGCAACACUACAAUAAUACACACGCUCAUACACACACAAGCUUUUCUCAGUGGAAAUUAAAGCAGCUGCUAUUUAAAUUUGGGAUUUUUAUUUUCAUUUUUUUGGGCAAAUAACCAGCGCAUACGUGCACACACACACACACACCCACACACACACACUGAAACACACAGAUGAUAACACACAGAUGAUCAGGUCCGACUCUGAAUGCUCGACUCUGUCCAGGAACCUCAGCAAUGACUUUUCUUAUGUUUUUCUUACGUUUUUUUUUCAUAUCUGGAUCUACCUUCCUGACUUCCUGCUGCAGGUCCACCUCACACCAACUGACCACCGCCAUCAUCAACGCCGUGUUUUAUUUUCUGUCUACGAUGCUGCAGGAAACACAAUGACUGCUACAAACAACAGCAGAAGUUUCAAACCCUCACCUUUUUUUCUACUCCAACUUUCCUUUUUUUUCCCCCAUCCACUGGCAACCACACUUUUCUGCUCAUACUUCGGACUCAACGGGUUGCAUCAGACACACACAGCAAACAUGGAGUUAGGUCUGAAAAAAAAAAAAGGGGGCAUGUCCUUUUUUGUGUUCAAUUGAUGAUGACGUCCGUGACGGGAACGGUCAGCAGAAACUAGAAAGUGUCGCGUUUGGAGACAGGAUUGGACGACAGAAAAGGUAAAAAGAAAAAUACUUCUCAGGAAACCAUGUCAAUAGGAAGGGGCAGAGCCAACAGCAAGAUUGGAAGAUGGGAGGAGCUUAUCUAAGGGUGCUCAAAGCCUAUUGGCUGUUCCUGAAUUUGUAAAUCUGCAACGAGUGAGUAAGUGUAUGUUUUAUUUUGGACCAAAUCCACGGUUUCUUUGGAAGCGUCCACAGAAUGGAACUUUGUCUUUGUCAGAGACGAACAUUUUUUUAAGGUUUUUAUUUUUUUAUAAUUGUGGAGUUUUUAUUUUAAGAAGUGUCUUUGUCCUUUCUGUGUUGCCAUAGUAAAAGUGAAUGUCUAAGAUGAUGCUGCUGCUGAUGAUAUUGAUGAAGAUGAUGAAUAUAUUUCUGUAUGUUUGUUACUGUUCCUGUGACCUUGGGUGCAUCAAACCCGUGUCUUUGUACCAGGGCUGUCACUUUUUUUCCAAAAAUCUGAUUUUACAAAAUAUGUUUGUCCCUGUCAAAUAUUACAAUAAGCAUUUCCUGAAAACAUGCUCGUAGUUCCCACUAAGAACAAAAUCCUUUCUGAUUACAAAAAAAAACCUUUUAGGUGAACAACAUGUGGAAUAUUGGUCUGGAGUUAAAUGUUUUACACGUGUUGAGGGAGAUAUUUGAGGUUUGGACAAAGAAGUGACCUCCCUACUCGGUACAAAGUCGGUUUAGUGUUGGCGGCGAGAAAGUUGGCAGUUAGAAACGGAGACAAACCACAAAUUGAGCUGAUGAACCACAGAAUCACCUCAAACACCGAUAUACCUCAGACUUUUCUACGUCUUCUGUUCCUAUAGUUUGUUAUGUAGCUGAUAAGUUACAGAGGAUUUUAAAGAAACGUUUUCGGUUUGUUUAUUUCAGAGAUGUGAAUGUUUUUAUUAUUCCAACAAAACUCUGCAGGUUUUCACGCGAACCUCAACAAUGUAAAUAAAGUUUUUUAUUUUUUU
Molecule: messenger RNA, 3405 nt
Organism: Cynoglossus semilaevis (tongue sole)
Lineage: Eukaryota; Metazoa; Chordata; Actinopteri; Pleuronectiformes; Cynoglossidae
Product: activin receptor type-2B-like
Exons: 11
Coding region: 174-1730 (518 amino acids)
Biological process (GO): cellular response to growth factor stimulus; activin receptor signaling pathway; protein phosphorylation
Cellular component (GO): plasma membrane; activin receptor complex
Molecular function (GO): activin receptor activity; activin binding; ATP binding
Source: RefSeq, a predicted model, not a curated record